CGCCCCAUGGCCCCUGAGCCGCAUGGCCUUCCUGGACCCCAGGACACCUGCCCCCAGGCCGUCGCCAAGCAGGAGGAGAGCCAUGUGCUGGCUCAGCGCCACCAGCUUCAUGGCGGCCGAAGAGAUGCACUGGCCUGUCCCCAUGAAGGCCAUCGGUGCGCAGAACUUGCUCACCAUGCCUGGGGGUGUGGCCAAGGCCGGCUACUUGCACAAGAAGGGCGGUACCCAGCUGCAGCUGCUCAAAUGAGAGCAGCCUGGGAGAGGCGGAGCCCCCAGGCCUGGCAGAUGCCUGGCUUCGAGACACUGAAGGCCCAAGAGCAUCAGGACCUUGUCCAUCCCUCUGACCAGCCACGAGGGCCUCUGCGCUUUGUGGUCAUCCACAAACGUUGCAUCUACUACUUCAAGAGCAGCACAUCCGCCUCCCCGCAGGGCGCCUUCUCACUGAGCGGCUACAACCGGGUGAUGCGGGCGGCUGAGGAGACGACGUCUAACAACGUCUUCCCCUUCAAGAUCAUCCACAUCAGCAAGAAGCACCGCACGUGGUUCUUUUCUGCCUCCUCGGAGGAUGAGCGCAAGAGCUGGAUGGCCUUGCUGCGCAAGGAGAUCGGCCACUUCCAGGAGAAGAAGGAGCUGCCUCUAGACGCCAGCGACUCCAGCUCGGACACCGAUAGCUUCUACGGCGCCAUCGAGCGGCCGGUGGACAUCAGCCUGUCUCCGCACCCCACAGACAGCGAAGACUACGAGCAUGAUGACGAGGACGACUCGUACUUGGAGCCCGACUCCCCCGACCCCGGGAGGCCUGAGGACGCCCUGAUCCACCCACCGGCCUACCCCCCGCCCCCUGUGCCCACGCCCAGGAAGCCAGUCUUCUCUGAGGUGCCCCGCGCCCACUCCUUCACCUCCAAGGGUCCAGGCCCCUUGCUGCCACCCCCGCCCCCCAAACGCGGCCUCCCCGACGCCGGCCCGGCCCCCGAGGACUCCAGGCAGGAGCCUCUGGCCCUUCGGCGGGUAGAGCCCAGCCCCAGGGUGCCCGCCAUCUCCCGGAGGAUGAGCGACCCCCCACUGAACGUCCUGCCCCCCGGGCCCGGUCUCCGGAAAGCCCCUUGCUUCCCUGAGAACAGCAGCCCCAGCCUGGAGCCCAGGAUCCCCAUGCAUGGGGUCAGCCCCACCAGCACAGCCAUGGCUGCCUCCCGGAACUGUGACAAGCUCAAGUCCUUCCACCUGUCCCCCCGGGGGCCACCCGCCCCUGAGCCCCCGCCCGUGCCGGCCAACAAGCCCAAGUUCCUGAAGAUGGUGGAAGAGGGCCCCCCAAGGGAGGCAGCCAGGCCUGGACCCUGUGUGCCCCCCGUGGCCCCCCGGCCGCCUCCGCUGAAGCUGCCCGUGCCCGAGGCUGUAGACCGGCCCCCCGUCCUGCCCCGGCCAGAGAAGCCAGCGCUCCCGCACCUCCAGCGAUCACCCCCUGACGGGCAGAGUUUCAGGAGCUUCUCCUUUGAAAAACCCCGGAAAGCCGUGCAGAGUGACACGUCGCAGGCGGACGCUGGCGGGGAGGGCUCCGACGAUGACUAUGAGAAGGUGCCACUGCCCAGCUCAGUCUUCAUCAACACCACCGAGUCCUGCGAGGUGGAAAGGCUCUUCAAGACCACGAGCCCCCGGGGGGCACCCCAGGAUGGUCUCUACUGCAUCCGGAACUCCUCCACCAAGUCGGGGAAGGUUCUGGUCGUGUGGGAUGAGACCUCCAGCAAAGUGAGGAACUACCGCAUCUUUGAGAAGGACUCGAAGUUCUACCUGGAGGGUGAGGUCCUGUUUGUGAGCGUGGGCAGCCUGGUGGAACACUACCACACCCACGUGCUGCCCGGCCACCAGAGCCUGCUGCUGCAGCACCCGUACGGCUAUGCCAGGCCCAGGUGACACCUGCGCGCCUCGCUACUGGGCAGAGGCGACCCCGGGGGCCCCGGCCCC
Messenger RNA from Odocoileus virginianus texanus, 1959 nucleotides. It is a transcript of the gene SH3BP2, whose product is annotated as SH3 domain binding protein 2. NCBI's taxonomy places the organism in Eukaryota, Metazoa, Chordata, Mammalia, Artiodactyla, Cervidae. Gene Ontology annotation, molecular function: SH3 domain binding. Gene Ontology annotation, biological process: signal transduction. The record is from RefSeq and is a predicted model, not a curated record.